AUGACGGCAAUGGCAGUCGCUUUUGCGCCAGCCAGAGGACUUUUCAGCAGCUUGCAGCCAGCCACCAGCCUCUUUGAGAGCCGGUAUGCAAAGAGUGACAGUGAAGAACAAGAAACCACGAAAGAGGACAAUUCUGCUCUCCUCAAGUUUCAGCUGAAAUAUGAAACCGAUCUCCUUUUCACCAGGAGUUCCAGCCAGAACUAUUAUGAGAUCGAACCCAACAAUUCUCUGCAGACAUACGAUAGAAUCGGCCCACCAUUUAACUGCACUUUUAAGCUACAGAAUCUGGGCCUCUUCCCUGUUGAUGGGAUAGUUAUCAAAAUCACAGUCCCCGUGGCCACACGAGGAGGGAAUCGCCUGCUGCACUUAACAGGCUUCCAUGGACCAGAGAAUGGUAUGAUGUGCAAUAUUGGAGGCAAUAAUACAGACUAUCGAAUGACACCCUCAGAUGAGGAUUUAGGCCGUCAUCCCCAGCUGAACUACAGUAAUUCUGACGUGAUUUCAAUCGACUGCAGUGUGAAUCUGGCUGCCAAUCAAGAAGUCAGCUUUCUCUUAUAUGGAAAUUUGUGGAUGAGGACCCUAGGAGUGCUGAAAUUCAAGACGCUGAGAUGCAUCUUCAAUGCUGCCUUGCAGAGAGGGUUUCGUAGUGCCUUUGUCUUCAGAGAGGAGGAUCCUAGUCGCCAGAUUGCAUUUGAGAUCUCCAAAGUCGAAGAGCCCCACAUCCCCAUCUGGAUCAUAAUCGGGAGCACCUUAGGUGGUUUCCUGCUGCUGGCACUCCUCGUGCUGGCACUCUGGAAGCUUGGCUUUUUCCAAAGCGCCACCCGCAAGAGAGAUGCAAGCCAGGAUCAGACCGCCAAAGAUUUGGACUAAGGUUUCCAUGGUCUUGAGCAUCUUGGCUUUUUUCUCACAACCAAGUUUACUUUGCUGCCUCGCCAGCCUCCAUUUGCCUUGAUCAGUUUCCCUGUUAGCUGAAAGCAACCCAGCUGCUAUGUACUAUCCUGCAAAGAAGCCUCCACCAGCAAGGACUUAAACUGGUUUUGUUUCCUUCUGCCUAAGACACUGGAACUAUGCAAUAAGGACAGGGAGAGAGCAGAUCCCCAAGGAGCAGCCUUCUCUUUAACAUGACCUACUUGCCAGAAGACUCUUAGGAAGAGCCUCUCAUCCUUUACAUGUCUACGGCACAUGCAAGAUUCUUUGGGAGGAUACACUUCUCAGUCUGCAUUUUCAUUGAGGAAACUUUGUUCCUAGAAUAAAAAGAAGUGGAAAGUCUAGAAGAUUCACACAGAUACUUGAGCUUUCACAUUCCUUCAUUCAAGCUGCCAAGGGCAAACAAACCAGACAGAAGCAUCUACAGUGCAUUUCCUUGAAAACAAAUCACCUUGCUAGCAUAAAAUGGUGUUUUAUUCCAGAUUACUUCAGGACUCACAAAUCUUGCCAGACAAAAGUUGCUUUCAAAUCAGAUCUGCACACCUGCUGUGCGCAAAUUGGGAUCACUAGAACUAAGCGGAAAUUCAUUUGAAGACGGGCACAAGUAGCAGAAUUUUACUGUCAGGUAUCUGAAGAGCAAAGAAAAUGGACAGAGUCGAUCAGUAAUCAUGUUACCAGCCAGAUUAUAUUUGCAAGUGUACCAAUAAAGCCAGGCACUCGGUGGUUCUGAAGGCCCAGGCCGAUGAUCCAAUGAGGUGGCUUCUGCAUACAGGAUUUUUUCAUUCUCAAAGCAAGGAGUGCAGAAGUGCUCAUAAAGAGAACCCACUAAACAACCUACCAGCUUUUCUUUUAAGUUCUUGUGUGGAAAUUGUCUUUUUAUAUGCACUGAACAAAUACCCCCAUUACAAGCACCUUAAUGCAAAUCUCCAAUCCUCAGCUGUAUAUACUUAUUUAGAAAAUGUUUAACUUUCUUAUUUUUAAGGUGACUUUAAGAAAACCAGUUUGAAGAAUAUUCCCCAAGUUGUUCAAUUUCCAAAAUCAACGAGUAAGGAAAAUUGUAGUAUAUGUAUAUACUUCUGUAUAUUGGAAAGGGUUUAAUUGACUAUUUUUCUUCUUUUGCAUAUACUUAUUUAUGGCAGUGUUAAUAUUGAUAAGUGAAAAUGAGAUAUUGGUUCAGCUGAAUUCAGUAACAAUUGUACCACUAGGUUUUUUUUAAAGAAUAGGGCAAAAGAUUAAACAGUUUUAAAAUACAUUCAAAUAUUCUCCUUUGCCUACAGCCAGUUUUAAUGCAGUACAAAUAUAACUUUCCCAUUGGCUGAAUAUUACACACUCAGCUCUGACAUUCAGUGGAAGAAUCUGGUUACUCAAGAAGUUAACAGUUGUGAGAGGCUGUAGCUGAGCAACCUGAAGCGCUCAAAAGCCACAGGUUUCUUGGUACCUUGGCUAGAAUUGCCACCAGACAUCGUCCUUAAUGUGAAAGAAAAGAGGGGGCUAUUAUGUGAUGGGAAAUUGUCCUAUUAAUUGCAAUGAAUAUCACAUUUAAUUCAAACAUUAGUUUUCUGUCCACUUUUGGACUUGAGGCCUAAAAAACCCAAGUGGACCUUUGACUGACCCUCUCAAAAAUCUAUUCACACAUACCAGGACAUUUUAGUGAUAAAGUGAAACUGUUGCUUUCACAGAUGGUGUAGAGGCAGGCAAGAAGUCUCUUUAGAAGAAGCAAAAUGGACUCUUAAGAUCAACUGUUGUGAUUUUAUUUUUUUAAUUUGCUUUGCGAAGGAGGUGAGAGUUUUUCUUUUUCAAGACAACUUAGAAAUAUUUCAAAUAAAUUCCAUUUGGAUAGAUAUUCUGCCUACAUUCUGGAUUAUAUAUCUGAAUACUGUUUAUGUCUGCCAUGCUGUUUCUCAUUCUUCAGCCCGGUAUGUUUUUGCUCCUUUGAUUGUUGGAAUAUUUUAAGCCUGAAUAAGCAACUGCCUUAAAAGCCUAAGGUGGCUAAUACCUCAUUUUAUACCAAAAUUCCAGUCCUUACCUUAGGAUGGAUCUUGAGAGAAUGGAACCCUGGGCCCUAUCUAACAAAAUGAAAUUCAAUGUAGAGAAAAGUUAAAAUUUUACACUUA
Messenger RNA from Thamnophis sirtalis, 3041 nucleotides. The record is from RefSeq and is a predicted model, not a curated record. NCBI's taxonomy places the organism in Eukaryota, Metazoa, Chordata, Lepidosauria, Squamata, Natricidae.